AUGACGAACCCUUCUCAGCUCUUCCUCCUUGCAGAUCACAUCAAGCUCUCUCUCCUAGAACGGCAACGCGCGAUUUCGCUAGACUUGGAGCCCAACAGUCAGGAUGGAGAGAUCUCACGCUCGUUGGACUCUCUUCGGGAAGGUAUCGAGGGAGUGGAAGCGGAAUGUUCCAGACUCGAGGAUGCCGGCGACGAAGGGGCCCCUGCCAUGAGAGACCAGCUAGGCCACUUGCAAUCGCAAUUCAGCAACCUCUCUACUCAGUUUCAUGGACAAGAUACCUUCAACACCUCCGCCGAUCUGCAAUUUACCACCAUCAAGAAGUCCUCUCCCGAUCUGAAACAGCCAGUUCCACAGCAUCCGCCUUCCAAAUCGGUUCGUUUCAUGGACGCGGCGGCCGAAGAGGACGAUCUGAACCGUCGCAACCUAUUCCAGCCGUAUCGCGACGCGCCUUCCCCCGACGGGGUGGACCAGUCAGAAAUAUCCAACCAGCAGAUCUAUGACCAUCAUUCUCAGGUCAUGCGCGAGCAGGACGAGCAGUUGGAUCGUCUAGGAGAAUCCAUUGGACGACAACACCAGCUCAGUAUUCAGAUCGGGGAUGAGCUGGAAGGCCAUGUUGCCCUUUUAGAUGAUAUGGAUGGCCAUGUGGAGAGACAUCAAAGCCGAUUGAACGGAGCGAGGCGGAGACUCGACAAGAUCCGGAGAAGUGCCGGCGAUAACUGGAGUAUGAUGACCAUUAUUGGGCUGAUUAUUGUCCUGGUUAUCUUGAUUGUCCUUUUGAAGUGA
This is a messenger RNA of Aspergillus tanneri, 783 nucleotides long. Its product is annotated as syntaxin family protein. Gene Ontology annotation, biological process: vesicle fusion; intracellular protein transport. NCBI's taxonomy places the organism in Eukaryota, Fungi, Ascomycota, Eurotiomycetes, Eurotiales, Aspergillaceae. Gene Ontology annotation, molecular function: SNARE binding; SNAP receptor activity. Bases 1 to 783 code for a protein of 260 amino acids. The transcript has a single exon. The record is from RefSeq and is a predicted model, not a curated record. Gene Ontology annotation, cellular component: endomembrane system; SNARE complex.